UCUUCAGAUACAGUUUACCAGGUAGUCCCUUUGACCUACUAGGCAUGAUUCGCACGUUGAGAGUAUCGAUUUUUAAUCGAUUACCCACUUUUUUUUUUUUUGUUUUCUCAAUAUAGUGGCGGUUGAAUGUUCAAGUCAUUCCUUUUUUCUGCGAGGCAGCGAACGCACGUAUUUACAAUACUAGUUCAAAAAUUGUUCUUUCCGUGUAUAUUAUAACGAUUAGUAUGCCUAAAAGGAAGCGUGAAGAUAAGAUUGAGCGUUAUAAACGCAAAAUCGAGAAACUUAAAGCAAAGCGUAGAAGAGUUAUAAAUACUUCGUCAGACGACUCGGAUAAAACAGAUAACGAAAAUUUGGUCGAAACCGUUAUAGACCCACAAGCUACGCCUGAUGUAUCAGUAACUAACCCAGAAGGGAGCAAUAUAGGAGAGGGUAGUGAAGAGCAGGCACCUGACCUGGACCCAGAUAUCUUAUCCGCUCUAGGCGAAACAAUCGAAGAUAUACCGACGUUAGGGCCAAAAAUUCAUGAUAAAUUGUCGAGCCUUUGGUUACCUAUCCUUAAAAAAGGUAUAAACAAGGAAACAAAGGAAAAGCUCCUUAAGGAGUACACAAUUCCUGAAAAUUGUACCCUAUUACAGGCGCCGAAACUAAAUCCAGAAAUCUCGGCCGCAGUUACCGAGGCCGCACGAUCUCGGGAUAAAAGGGUAGAAUCGGUACAGCAGCAACUAGGACAAGGUAUAGUUGCUCUUAACAAAGGCCUAGAACUGCUUUUAGAUGAUGGAAAAGAUCGGUUACAAGCCGUAAAAUUCUUAAGUGACAGCUGCCGUUUACUUUGUGAUCUACAUCAUCAUGAAACCGAAGCAAGAAAACGGUUUAUUACGCCAGGUCUUGACAAAUCUUUCCUAAAUAUUAUGCAAGACGUAGACCGUGACGAAAUGCUUUUUGGCAAUAAGCUUUCGGACAAAAUAAAAGCUACCAAAGUUAUUGAAAAGCACGGCUUGCAAAUAAAAAAGCCUACCCCUCAACCAAAGACUCCGCCUACGUUACCUCCAUACCAACCGUCGCGCCCACGCUAUCAGGGAAACUGGACGGGCCCUCCUCGUUUCCCUCCGAACAGGGGGGGGAGGGGAGGGCAAAGGAAGACGACGGCACCCUCGAAUCGGAGAACCCAACCAGGCAGCUCUACACAUCAGAAGCCACCUGCACAACCCAAGAAGCCACGUGCAUCGGAUCAGCAGUAGAGAUCUCAUCACCGGCUUCAUCGCAGCCUUUCCCUGGGGGCCGCGCUGCUCUCAGGGAAGCAUUUACAAGAUUAAAUACACCGGAGGUAGCCCUGGAUCUUAUGUUAGCAUCUAUUUCCCACAAUACCAUGAAACAAUAUUCAUCGACUUAUAAAUUAUGGUGGUCUUUCUGUGAGAAAACCUCAAUUGAUAGUUUCGAAGCCCCCAUAUCAUCAGUUAUAGUAUUCUUAGUUAAUUUAUUUAAUGAAGGCGCAUCCUACGGCGCCCUUAAUAGUCACCGAUCAGCCCUAUCUUUACUCCUCGGGAAUAACAUAGGUUCUGAUGAGCGUAUCAAACGACUUUUAAAGGGCAUGUACAAACAAAAGCCAUCCCGUCCUAAAUAUGCUACUACUUGGGAUCCCAAAAAGGUACUAGACCAUAUUUCCAGUUGGUAUCCGAAUAAGGAAAUAAACUUAACUCAACUCACAAAAAAGUUAGCAAUAUUAUUAGCUCUGUGUACUUCACAAAGAGUACAAACACUAUCUGUUAUUAAAAUUUCCAACAUCAAUAAGACUCCUACUGGAAUAAAGAUUUUAAUAUCAGACAUUAUAAAAACCUCCGCAGCCAAUCGAGAACAACCUGUACUUUGGCUGCCUUAUUUUUUAGAUAAUCCAUGCAUAUGUCCAGCAACAACCCUUGAAGAUUAUCUUUCAGUUACAGCCGUAUCUCGAUCAGAUGAUAACGAUAAUCUAUUUUUGAGCCAUAAAAAACCGUUCAAAAAAGUUUCUUCUCAGACCAUAAGUAGGUGGAUAAAGCAGGUUCUUGCAGAGAGCGGCAUUGACGUCACCAUAUUUAGUGCUCAUAGCACUCGUCACGCCUCCACCUCGGCAGCGGCCUCUGCAGGAGUCUGCAUUGAGACCAUAAGAAGGACAGCUGGCUGGUCUAGCUCGUCUUUGACAUUCGCUAGGUUUUAUAACCGUCCAGUGGUCGAUUUAGAUACAUAUGCAAGAUCAGUAUUUGCUGUUGAUUAAAUAUUUAUAUAAUGAUUCACGCUAAAUAAUUAAUCAAAAUGUUGUAUAUUGAUUUAUCAUAAGAAGUUUGAAAUUAUGUUUUUUGGUUAUAAAAUAAAAGUUUUCUUCUGUA
Messenger RNA from Helicoverpa armigera (cotton bollworm), 2360 nucleotides. RefSeq lists its product as uncharacterized. The record is from RefSeq and is a predicted model, not a curated record. The transcript has 3 exons. The coding region runs from base 225 to 1238 and encodes 337 amino acids. NCBI's taxonomy places the organism in Eukaryota, Metazoa, Arthropoda, Insecta, Lepidoptera, Noctuidae.